AUGUCUAUUUACUUAAUUGAGAAAGAAUGGGGAAAUAAAGAGAAGGAACAGUUCAGUCCAGUGUCCAUACUCGAUUGCCCAUUCGAAGAUGACGAUGAAGUCUCCUUGCCUUUUCAGCAUAAGCUUGCUCUUAUGGAAGGGACUAAGAAGAAGCUGAUGAAGAAACUUCAGAGGUUCGAGUGCCAAACUCUACUUGAACCGGUCAACCUAGUUAAUCGAUUUACAGGCCAGGAGUCUGAUGACGCUGAAUCAAUUGAAUCUUCCCUACAACAUUUCGAGGAAAAAAUCAUAUCGAAUAUCGAAGAAGAAGAGAAUCAAGCCGAACAAAAGGCAUUGGAAUUAUUUCAUUUAAUUAAAUCCACAAUGCCAUCACUUCACCUCAAACUAAGUGCAGAAACAUUGUUACUAGAUUACUUCAGAGAAAAGAUCACCAAUGAAUGCUUACUUUCGGAGAAAAAAAGGGUCGAAAAGUCAUUUUACGGCGAAAUAUUCGACCAAGCAAGAGAUUGGAUUAAUGGACACCCCCAUGAAUUGUUUCUAGAAUCUGGGGUGCAGAAGAAGAGACAGGCUUAUGUUAAAGACAUGGAAAAAGGAAGGGAGUGGACAACAUUUGAUGAACAAAUUAAAGAAGUGGCUUUGGAUUUAGAAGCUGAAGUUUAUGGUUGUUUGAUUAAUGAGCUGCUCCUAGACCUCAAAAGUAUGUUGACAUAG
Messenger RNA from Fraxinus pennsylvanica, 711 nucleotides. The record is from the annotation of a GenBank genome assembly. Lineage: Eukaryota; Viridiplantae; Streptophyta; Magnoliopsida; Lamiales; Oleaceae.